UGAUUUCCCAGGAAGAUGAAAGUAACGUCCUCGGGCUGCAGAGCCGGAAACGCGCAGCCUGGGCCCCGGGGCUCAACCCUCGGCCCUCAGCCCUCAGCCCUCGGCCCUCAGCACUCGACCGACCCUCGGCCCGCGGCCCUCGACGCUCCACCCUGGGUCCUGACCCAAGACCCUCGGCCCUCGCCACGUGAGCCCCGUACCUCGACCUCCCUCGACCCUCGAAUCUCGACCCUCGAACCUCGACCCUCGACCCUCGACCCUCGAUCCUCAGGGCCGGCAGGCACCGGCGCCCGGAGGGCAGGGGGCCCGAGGGGCGUGUCUCUGGCGAGGUCCCGCCUCCCGCAUGCGCACUGGGCCAGCCCCUCAGCUCAGCGACGCUCCCGCGCAGGCGAGGCUGACUGGCUCCUCUCAGUCAGUCGCGAGGCCCUCAGAGGAGCCUGGUCGUCGCCGCGGAGGACCUGCUGUGGAGGUCGUGCGGGACAACUCGGAGGACACACAGACACCUCGGAGGGAGGACAGACACCUCUGCGGAUGCCUCCGGCUGGCAGGAAGCGCCUGGGGAGGAAAGCCCCUGCGGAGCCUCAGAGAAUGGCAGCCUGUGAUUCGGGCGGAGGAGGCAGCAGAGAGCUGAGUGGGCCAGAGGCUGCUGCUGCGGAAGGAAACAAUCCAGUAGCCGAUAAACAUGGGCGAAAGAGGUCUUCUCCCGGACCGCGUGAGGAAGACGUGGGAAACGAAAUACAGGAGAUGCUGCAAGGACUUGGAGUUGGCAUUAAACAGGCUCUUCUGGCAAAAAGAAAAAUGUUUGAAGCAAAUGCAAAAGCUUCUCUGAAAACCACUAACGAAAAAAUCGAGCAGGGUUGGAAAAUACAACAAGAACAAAGGCAGAAUCUUCAUUUCAAAUAUUCUCAGCAGUUUCUGACUCUGUUAUGGGAGUGGGAUACCGACAUGAGGAAAGCCCAGGAACAGGAAGCAAAACUAGCUGGUAUGUUUCAAGAGCAACAAAAGAUUCUGCAACAAGCUAGAAUUGUUCAGAACCAGAGGCUGGAAAAAUUAAGAAACGUAUACAAAGAAUUCUUAAAGAGAUCACAGGCUUUGGACAAGGACCAUGAACAUUUUCUUACUGAUGAACAAAGUGAAGUCAGGGAAGAAAUCACCAAGUUGCAAAACAAAAUUAUGAGGGAAGCUCAGCAGCAAGAGCUGGCAAUGGUUCGGAAGUCUCUUCAUUCCCUGUUGUUCUGACGACUUUGGAGAACGAAAGAACGGGAAGCUACGUUUUAUUAAGUAUGACAUUAGCUGCACUGAACCACACUGUAGUAGUUUAAAGAUUGUAGUUGAAAUUGGUACGUCUUGUUUAUCAUAGCUUGCUUGCUAAGUGCAAGAAUCUUUUCCUGUUAAAACCCCGACCCUAAAAAGCUGUGUGAGGAGCGGCAGUUCCACAAUUAUAUACGUAUUAAGCUUUCAACCCUUUGUUAGUAAUGAAGACUUUUUGUACUUAACACUGUCAAUUAGCUGUUAGCAGUAAGGAUGAUUUAAUUUUAAGCUUUCCCUCAGUGGAUCUGUAUUAUCCCCAAAAGGCUCAAACCACAAGUACAGAAAGAAGGCUCCUUUGCUUUGCCUAAAGGGAAAAAAUUAAAGAAUAUAAAAUCUG
Messenger RNA from Canis lupus familiaris (dog), 1648 nucleotides. RefSeq names its product synaptonemal complex protein 3-like. The coding region runs from base 16 to 1239 and encodes 407 amino acids. The transcript is spliced from 9 exons. Lineage: Eukaryota; Metazoa; Chordata; Mammalia; Carnivora; Canidae. The record is from RefSeq and is a predicted model, not a curated record. Gene Ontology annotation, cellular component: synaptonemal complex. Gene Ontology annotation, biological process: meiotic cell cycle; spermatid development.